Messenger RNA from Sapajus apella (tufted capuchin), 1309 nucleotides. RefSeq names its product olfactory receptor 1361-like. The transcript has a single exon. Gene Ontology annotation, cellular component: membrane. The record is from RefSeq and is a predicted model, not a curated record. Gene Ontology annotation, molecular function: olfactory receptor activity; G protein-coupled receptor activity. The coding region runs from base 323 to 1306 and encodes 327 amino acids. Gene Ontology annotation, biological process: G protein-coupled receptor signaling pathway. NCBI's taxonomy places the organism in Eukaryota, Metazoa, Chordata, Mammalia, Primates, Cebidae.
AAAACAUGAACUAAAAAGACAUGACAAUCUGAUCUACUGGAAGAUUAUAUUAAUCACUGAAAGUUAAUUAUUAGUAAAAUCAGUGAUUAUAUUAAUCAUUUCUACUCUCAACCCAGAUAAGUUUAGUAGAGUUACCAGAACAAGAGCACCCCUACCAAAAGAAUGAAAUUGAGCUGCUUGACACACACAGUUAGGACCAGAUCUUCACUCCAGUGGCUACUCUAAGAUGCAGAGACUCUGAGGUCAGGUUGAGCCUCAACACCUUUCUCUUCCUUUUCCAACUGUGAUCCUCCCUUUUUGCAAGUGACACAGACCAUGUCUUAUGGCCACUAGAAAUAGGACAGAAGUGACUGAAUUUGUCUUACUGGGCUUGUCCAGCUGGCCAGGGAUGCAGCCAGUUAUUUUUGGUAUUAUCCUUGUCAUGUACCUGGUUGCAGUUAUGGGCAAUGCCCUUUUAGUCACUGUUGCUCGAUCAGACCCCAAGCUUCAGACUCCCAUGUAUUUCCUGCUCAGCCAGCUUUCCUUUAUUGACAUUUUUCUGACAACCAUCACUGUUCCUCAGAUGCUGGUGCACACACUGUCUGUGAAUCAGACUAUCUCCUUUAACUGCUGCAUAAUCCAGCUAUUCUUCUUCAUGGCUGUGGGCAGCAUGGAAGGCCACUUGCUGGCUGCCAUGGCAUAUGAUCGCUAUGUUGCCAUCUGUGAUCCCUUAAGAUACUCUGCCAUCGUCAGCCAUCGCCUCUGUCUGCGCAUAACAUUGACCUCAUGGGUGGUUGUCAGCCUCAACAGCCUCCUUUACAGUGUGUUGGUAAGUCGCUUAACUUUCUGCGGCAACCAGGUCACCCACUUCUUCUGUGAUAUUACUCCCCUGCUGCAGCUCUCCUGUACCCGACCAGUGGUCAAUGAAAUGCUGAUAUUCACUGAGGGUGUAGCUGUGGUGGUCAGCCCCUUCUUCUUCAUUUUGGGUUCUUAUGCCUGCAUUGGUGUUGCAAUGGCCCACAUGCACUCAGUUGCUGCCCUGCGCAAAGCUCUGUCCACUUGUGGCUCCCACAUCCUGGUUGUGCUGCUCCUGUAUGGCUCUGUGAUCCACAUGUACCUCCGACCAUCCUCCAGCUACAACUUGUACCAGGAUCGCCAAGUAGCCGUCUUCUAUACAGUAGUUACCCCUAUGCUAAAUCCACUAAUCUACAGCCUCAGGAACCAGGAGGUUAAAGGAGCUCUUCUAAGGCUUUUUAGGAAGCUCUGCAUCUCAGAAAACUUUCAACCUUGUUCCCAGGCAAGCAGGGAAUGGCGGCACAUCUCCUAAUGU